AUGUCCCCCUCCCGCAGGAUGGCAAACAAGCCGCUGACCUGGCUUGGAUCCCGUGGGACUCGCAGCGUGCCCGGGGGUGGCCCCCUGAGGAAGCUGCCAGGCAGCACUGCGGUGGAGCCAGGGGGCCCAGCUGUGCCACUCUCGCCCGCUGGCUGCAGCACCCACUGCUCCAAGGAGCAUCUUGAGGAUGAGGAGCGGGGACAGGCACCCACCGAGCGGCACAGUCCUGGCACAGAGGCCACCACCAGCCCUGGGGACACCGUGGUCCAGGAUGGGCGAGUGUGCAUGGCACCACUGCGGCCCCUCUCAGAUGAAGGUCUCCGCCGGCGGCUGCGGGCGCUGGGGGACAACCCGGGGCCCGUCACGGAGCUCACCAGGGACACCAGGGGAGGCCAGCAGGGGGAGUCCCAGGGAUCCCCCCCAGCCUGGUUGUCCGGUCCCCAUGGUGCUGGUGUGGGGCUCACAGUGCUCCCCGAUGCUAGCACGGCCGCUCCAGGGCACAGCCCCGAGCUGGCAGCUGCCCUGCGGACCGGCCGCAUCCCCGACUGUGCCCAGGAUGAGCUGGUGCUGGCCCAGCAGUUUGACUGCUCCGACCAGCGCUGGCACUGGCGGGAAGGGCUGGUCAAGUCCAGCUUCAACUACCUCCUUCUUGACCCCAGGACCACCCAGAACCUGCCACUCCGCUCCCACCACCUGAGCCCAGCUGAGUGCUUCAGGACCUUUGUCAAAGCCAUUUUCUACGUGGGCAAGGGGACACGUGCUCGGCCAUACUGCCACCUCACCGAGGCACUGAGCCAGCACCGUGCUGGGACACAGAAGGGCUGCCCCAAGGUGCGGCGCAUCCUGGAGAUCUGGGCGAGAGGGCAGGGUGUCAUCUCGGUGCACUGCUUCCAGAGCACGCUGCCAGUGGAGGCUUACACGCGGGAGAGCUGCCUCGUGGAGGCUCUGGGGCUGCAAACCAUCACCAACCAGAGGAAGGGGCACUGCUAUGGCACGGUGGCGAGCUGGCCGGCGGAGCGGCGCAGGCGCCUGGGUGUUCACAUGCUGCACAGGGUCAUGCGCAUCUUUCUGGCUGAGGGUGAGCGGCAGCUCCGGCCGGCAGACAUCCAGGGUGGGCGCUGAGCACCCUGGGGUGCUGAGGAAUGCUGUGCCAGGUGCUGGGGGGGGCACCCCCUGCCUGCACCUCCCCUCUGCCCUGGCUGAGGAGGUGGCUGUGCUCUAGGUACGGGUUUUAUGUCACAAACACUGGCGAGAAUUUCUCUAUUUUUCUACGAAUAAAUCGCUGCGGGUCUUUUUUUU
This is a messenger RNA of Falco peregrinus (peregrine falcon), 1299 nucleotides long. It is a transcript of the gene ANKLE1, whose product is annotated as ankyrin repeat and LEM domain containing 1. Gene Ontology annotation, molecular function: endonuclease activity. Lineage: Eukaryota; Metazoa; Chordata; Aves; Falconiformes; Falconidae. The transcript has 6 exons. The coding region runs from base 1 to 1122 and encodes 373 amino acids. The record is from RefSeq and is a predicted model, not a curated record.